This is a messenger RNA of Hibiscus syriacus, 4188 nucleotides long. RefSeq names its product ARF guanine-nucleotide exchange factor GNL2. The transcript has 2 exons. The coding region runs from base 44 to 4183 and encodes 1379 amino acids. The record is from RefSeq and is a predicted model, not a curated record. Gene Ontology annotation, biological process: regulation of ARF protein signal transduction. Lineage: Eukaryota; Viridiplantae; Streptophyta; Magnoliopsida; Malvales; Malvaceae. Gene Ontology annotation, molecular function: guanyl-nucleotide exchange factor activity.
UGCAUGAUACGAAAAUUUGAUUCUUGAAUUUUGUUUUUUUUGUAUGGAAGGACAACAUAGUAGCCGCCCAUCAGGCGAUAAGAAGAAAGACAUGGCAAAAUCGAAGAGGAAAGAGCUGGGACUCUCUUGCAUGUUGAACACCGAGGUGGGGGCUGUCCUUGCCGUGAUACGGCGGCCGAUGGAUCCCACGGGUCAAUUCAUUUCACCCCAAGAAGACUAUUUCGACUCUUCACUCCAACAAUCCCUGAAAUCUUUAAGGGGUUUCAUCUUCAACCCCCAUCAAGAAUGGCGCACCGUCGAUCCCUGCAUUUAUCUCUCCCCUUUCCUCGACGUUAUUCAAAGCGAUGGCAUUCCGGCAGCUGCCACGGGUGUCGCUCUUCAGGCUGUUUUGAAGGUUCUUAAACUUGAAAUCUUCGACGAGAAAACCCCAGGGGCCAAAGAUGCUAUAAACAUCGUCGUCACGGGGAUCACCAGCUGCCGCCUUGAACAAACGGACCCUGUUUCGGAGGACGCUGUGAUGAUGAAGAUUUUACAGGUUUUAACCGCGACGAUGCGACACAGAGCUUCGGUUCUGCUCACGGACCAGGCCGUUUGCACAAUCGUCAACACUUGUUUCCAGGUGGUUCAACAAUCUGUAGCCAGAGGAGAUUUGCUUCAACGCACGGCGAGGUAUACGAUGCAUGAGUUGAUUCAGAUCAUCUAUUCUCGAUUGCCCAACGUCGAUGUUACCGAAGGGGAGAGUUCAGAAUCCGAUACCGAUGAUGUCGACGAGAAUUCGGGAUAUGGAAUACGUUGCGCCGUUGAUAUCUUUCAGUUCUUAUGUUCAUUGUUGAAUGUGGUCGAAGUUGUGGAGAGUUCCGAAGGAGCGGCUUGCCAUACAGCCGAUGAAGACGUACAACUUUUUGCAUUGGUUCUGAUUAAUUGUGCUAUAGAAUUGAGCGGUGACGAAAUCGGAAGGCACCCAAAGCUUCUGAGGAUGGUCCAGGAUGAUUUAUUUCACCAUUUGAUCCAUUACGGAACUUGUUCAAGCCCACUCGUUCUUUCCAUGAUUUGCAGUACCGUCUUGAAUAUCUAUCACUUUCUUCGCAGGUUCAUACGCCUUCAACUAGAGGCAUUCUUCUCGUUCGUGUUGUUGAGAAUUGCAGUUCCAGGAGGAUCUUUGCAACUCCAGGAGGUGGCAUUGGAAGCAAUUGUAAAUUUUUUCAGGCAACCGACGUUUGUAAUCGAAGCUUACGUAAACUACGACUGCGACCCCAUUUGUCGGAACAUCUUCGAGGACGUCGGGAAAUUGCUUUGCAAGCAGGCGUUUCCGGGGAGUGGUCCGACGACGACGUUGCAAGUUCAAGCUUUCGAAGGACUGAUUAUAAUGAUUCAAACCACUUCUACAAACAUUGACAAAGACGAUGAUUUAACCCCUUCAGAUCCAUACCCAGUUGAAAUUACGGAAUAUAGACCCUUCUGGGUGGAACAACCAAAAGAUGAUUUGGAAACUUGGGUGGAGUAUAUACGAAUAAGGAAAGCCCAAAAGAGGAAGAUUUUGAUCGCCGGUAGCCAUUUUAAUCGAGAUGAGAAGAAAGGAUUGGAGUAUUUGAAACAUUGUAAAUUGAUCAGUGAUCCCCCGAAUCCCAAAGCUUAUGCUUGCUUCUUCCGCUACACUCCUCUACUGGACAAAAGCAUGAUCGGAGAUUAUCUUGGGGAUCCAGACGAAUUUAACCUUCAAGUUCUUAAGGAAUUCACAGUAACUUUUGAAUUCAAUUGCAUGAUUCUUGAUUCUGCUCUUAGAACUUAUCUUGAAACUUUCAGGCUGCCAGGAGAAUCCCAGAAGAUUCAACGUAUCCUCGAAGCUUUCUCCGAGAGAUUUUUCGAUCAACAAUCAUCCGAGAUUUUUGUGGCUAAGGAUUCGGUGUUCAUACUUUGUUAUUCUCUCAUUAUGUUGAAUACGGAUCAACAUAACCCGCAAGUGAAGAAGAAGAUGACUGAGGAAGAGUUUAUAAGGAACAAUAGAGCAAUCAAUGGAGGCCAAGAUCUCCCUAGAGAGUACCUCUCCGAGCUUUUUCACUCUAUUUCCAACAAUGCAAUCACGCUUUUUGGUCAGGCUGGUCCCGUCGAGAUGAACCCUAGCAGAUGGAUUGAGUUGAUGAACCGAACCAAACUAACGCAAACCUAUAUCCUUUGCGAUUUCGAUCGUCGGCUGGGAAGAGAUAUGUUCGCUAGCGUUGCUGGACCGACGAUUGCGGCCCUUUCGGCAUUCUUCGAACAUGCUGACGAAGAUGAAAUGCUCCAUGAAUGCAUCGAAGGUCUCAUCUCUUUGGCUAGGAUAGCUCAGUACGGAUUGGCCGACACGCUCGAUGAGCUCGUCGCCUUGUUCUGCAAAUUCACGACGCUCAUGAACCCUUAUGCAUCUGCAGAGGAGACCUUGUUUGCAUUCAGUAACGAUAUGAAACCAAGAAUGGCUACACUUGCAGUGUUCACCAUAGCAAACCACUUCGGAAAGUCGCUUAAAGGCGGCUGGAGGAACAUCGUGGACUGCUUGUUGAAACUCAAAAGGCUUAGGCUACUUCCUCAAUCGGUCAUCGAAUUCGACAUCACUUCCUCUUCGUCGUCGGACGCCCUCGACGGUUCGAAAUCGGAGUCCGGUGUAAUAUUCCCCAGUCAUGAUCCUAAAUUCGCCAAACGCGAAACAACAUCAGGUGUUGUCACUCGUUUCUCUCAUUUCCUAUCACUAGAUAGCAUGGAAGAGUCUAUAUCUCUGGGAAUGAGCGAGUUCGAACAGAAUCUUAAGAUUAUAAAGCAAUGUCAAAUCGGGAGUAUAUUCGGCAAAAGUUCCCACUUACCCCCUGAGGCAUUGUUGAAUCUUGGGCGUUCUCUGAUAUUUGCAGCAGCUGGUAAAGGCCAAAAGUUCAGUACACCGAUUGAAGAAGAAGAAACAGUCGGAUUCUGUUGGGAUUUGAUCAUUGCCAUUUCUUUAGCCAACAUUAACAGGCUCCCAGCGUUUUGGGCUUCUUACCAUGAUUAUUUGCUUGCUGUUGCUCAAUUCCCUCUAUUUUCACCAAUCCCAUUUGCAGAGAAAGCCAUUAAGGGACUUUUCAAAGUCUGCCUCAAGCUCCUAGCCUCGUACCAAGCAGAUAAAACACCGGAGGAACUCAUUUUCAAGUCUAUAAAUUUGAUGUGGAAGUUAGAUAAAGAGAUUCUCGACACAUGUUGCGAGUUCAUAAUACAGUCGGUUAGCAAGAUUAUCAUAGAAUAUCCAGCAAAUUUGCAGACUCAACUGGGAUGGAAAUCGGUUCUUCACUUGCUGUCAGUCACCGGUCGACAACCUGAAACCUAUGACCAAGCAGUGGAAGCUUUGAUCAUGUUGAUGUCCGAUGCCUUCCAUAUCUCAAAGAUCAAUUACGCUUACUGUAUCGAUUGUGCAUUUGGUUUCGUAGCCCUCAAAAACAGCCCCCUCGACAAGAACUUGAAGAUCCUCGAUCUAAUGGCGGAAUCGGUGAAAUUGUUGAUCCAUUGGUACACAACAGCAUCAUCAUGGGAUCAACCGAGUAAUUACAGUAUUUCAAGCACUUCGUCAAGUGACGAAAACUCGAAAAGCAUAGAAUCCGUUAACUUCAUAAUGAAUCUCUUCGUCAAGCUAGGCGAAGCCCUGAGGAAAACCAGCUUAGCACGCCGAGAAGAGAUAAGGAACCACGCAAUAUUAUCUCUUGGUAGAGGCUUUAAACUAGCGGAAGAUCUCGAACUAUCUUCAACAAGGUGUAUAAACUGCUUUAAUCUCGUGAUUUUCGCGAUGGUGGACGAUCAACACGUGAAGAUGAUCGAAUACUCUCGACGUGAAAACGCGGAGAGGGAGACGAGGAGCAUGGAAGGGACUCUGAAGCUUUCGAUGGAGCUUUUGACGGAUGUUUAUUUACAGUAUUUGCAUCAGAUUGUUGGGAAUCCAGGGUUUAGGACGUUCUGGUUGGGGGUCUUGAGGAGGAUGGAUACGUGCAUGAAAGCUGAUUUGGGGGAAUACGGGGAGACCAGAUUGAAGGAAGUGGUGCCCGAGUUGCUGAGAAAGAUGAUAACCAAGAUGCAAGAGACCGGGAUUUUAGUGCGCAAGCAAGAUGACGAUCUAUGGGAUAUUACCUACAUUCAGAUACAGUGGAUUGCUCCUGCACUCAAAGAUGAGCUUUUUCCUGAUGAAACCUGAACAAA